GUAAGGGAGGAGUGUAACACUGCGGACAGUAUGGUUUGAGGGAAAAUCUUCCAUCUUUCUCGAUCAAUUAGCACUUUGACUACAACGUAAUUUAGACUUAGCCAACAAACGUUCUAAAAGACGCAUCGUUAAACAUCGAAGGUUAUACGCGUAAAACAAUUAUAUUUAUCAUCAACCAUAAGAUAGCCUGCUGAAGUUUUCCUUUUAAUUUUUAAGUUACUGUGUUUUCUAAAAGUUCAAGUGAAACUAAAAUUUCCUAAUCAGUUUUCAGAGCCAAUAUGUUCAAAGCUUCUCUGUCUGUGUUUCUCUUGUGCCUGCCCUUUAUAGCCGGUUGGCCGACAGGAGCACCGAGCAAAGCAUGUGAAGCUAUGCUUCCCAAACACGGGCAGAACAGACCACAACCAGCCCAUCUCUCGCCUUACACUUUAAUACAGUCAACAGACUCAUACAGGCCAGGAGAUCAAGUGAUUGUCUACGUUCAGGCUCCACCUGGAACACCCUUCAAAGGCAUGAUGGUGCAAGCCUACGAUCCUCGAUCUAACAGCACUAUCGGAGACUUUCUUGAAGGUACAGGACUGAAAAAAAUAACUGAAUGUUCCAGUAUGUCUCAUGCUGACAACAGAGAUAAAAAAUCUGCCACGCUUGUUUGGGUUGCACCCCAGGACUCUGGAAAUGUUCGAUUCAGAGCUACUAUUGUUCAGCAGUUCAAUACAUUUUACCACGGCCUGUCUGCCGCUGUACAAAGAGUUUGAAUGACUCGGAGAAAGCGUAAAGGCUUUAAAUAUGAAAGUAAUUUGGUUACAAAGAAAAGAAUACCAUGAAUAUAAUUAAGAAAUGAUUGAAUGGACUCUAAACGUAAAAUCAGAAAUGAGUA
Molecule: messenger RNA, 874 nt
Organism: Parasteatoda tepidariorum (common house spider)
Lineage: Eukaryota; Metazoa; Arthropoda; Arachnida; Araneae; Theridiidae
Product: putative defense protein 3
Cellular component (GO): membrane
Source: RefSeq, a predicted model, not a curated record